Messenger RNA from Fusarium keratoplasticum, 2670 nucleotides. RefSeq lists its product as uncharacterized. The record is from RefSeq and is a predicted model, not a curated record. The coding region runs from base 1 to 2670 and encodes 889 amino acids. The transcript is spliced from 3 exons. Gene Ontology annotation, cellular component: small-subunit processome; nucleolus. Gene Ontology annotation, biological process: rRNA processing. NCBI's taxonomy places the organism in Eukaryota, Fungi, Ascomycota, Sordariomycetes, Hypocreales, Nectriaceae.
AUGGGCGGACGUCAGGCUCACGGCCGAUCACUCCUGGCCAAUCCCAAGGCCAAAAAUACCGGAAACAACAAAAAGUCCAAGGCGCGCUCGCAAAAGAACGCCCUCAACGCCUUUGGCAUCGCCCAGGAAAACUUUGCGCCCCGGCAGAAGCUGACCCCCCGCGUGAGGCAACUCGACGCCGACAUCGAGAGCGAGAGGAAGCACGGCCGAGACGAAGAUGACGACGAGGAUGAGGAAGAGGAGGAGGAUGAGCCCCAGAGGAAAAAGGUCAAGAGGCCCAGUCGACCCGCCGACGGUGGCGCCGAGGACGGAAGCGACAGCGAGGGUAAUGAGUGGCGGCUUGGCGGUCUGAGAGAAGACGAUGAGGACUCUGAGAUUGAGAGUGACGAGGCGUUUGGUGAUAGCGACGAGGAAAAGUUCCAGGGAUACACAUUCCGCGGGAGCAAGUCGACACAUCAAGAGGAUGACGACUCGGAGGACGAUUCCCAGGACGACGAGGGUCAAACACUUGGCGAAGACGCCAUUGACCUAGCAACAGCGCUCGAUCAGUUUGAAGAAGAUUCAGACGAAGAGCCUGAGGGCAAGGACCAGUCUGGUUCUUCAGAAUCCGACGACGAUGCUUCAGACGAGGAGGAGGAGGAUGAUGAUGACGAGGACGACGACAGCGAUGAUGACGAUCAAGAAGCCAACCCAGAGAAGCUAGAAGCUCUUCAGGGGUUGAUCAAAGGUUACGGUGGUCAGAAGGACGACGAGGAGGACAAGCCCAAAUCAAAAACCAAGAUCAGCCUGAGUGACCUGGGACUCUCGGGCAUCGGCGAUGCCAAUGUCAAGAAGUCGAUGAAGCUCAUGAACAAGGAAGAAAAGGAGAAGCGUCCUGGUGCUGCCAAGAAGCUGGAUGUCCCCCUGGCGAAGCGACAACAGGACCGCCUGGAUCGGAGCGCCGCCUACGAAAAGACAAACGAGACACUGGACCGGUGGAACGACACAGUCAAGCAGAACCGAAGAGCAGAGCACUUGGUGUUCCCUCUACCACAGAACUCGGCCACUGCUGGUCUGGAUACAACUGAAAUUCGACCCCUGACCACUGCGAACCCCAGCAACGAGCUCGAAUCCGCCAUCAUGUCCAUCAUGGAACAGAGUGGUCUUACCAUGGACAAGCCCCAGAAGCCCAAGGAGAAGGAGUACGACGAGGAGGGUAAUGAACUCACGCGCAAGGAGGUGCUGGCCAGGAAGCGCAUGGAGCGUGAGCUCAACUCUCGCGAGGCCAAGAGGGCCAAGCGCAUCAAGAAGAUCAAGAGCAAGGCCUACCACCGCGUACACAGGAAGCAACGCGAGCGUGAUGAGAUGGCUACCAAGGAGGCCAUGGAGGAGGCUGGUGAGAUUGACUCUGAUGAAGAGCGCCUGGCUCAGGAUCGCCGUCGUGCGCUUGAACGUGUCGGACAGCGGCACAAGGAGAGCAAGUGGGCCAAGAUCGGCUCCAAGACGAAGCGAGCCGUGUGGGACGACGACUUCCGAGCCGGUCUGACAGAGAUGGCCCGCAAGGACGAGGAGCUUCGGCGGAGGAAAGAGGGCCGCGCCGGUGGUUCCGAUGAGUCGUCAGAAUCUGAUAGCGACUCUGACAACGGAGAUGCUUCGCUGCGGCGACAGCUGGCGGCUCUUGAGGAAGAAGAAGAUGUGCCGCAGAAGGGCCUCAUGAGCAUGAAGUUUAUGCAAAAAGCCGAGGCUGCCAAGAAGGAGGCCAACGACGCCCUCAUCCGUCAGAUCCGACGAGAGCUCGACGGUGAGGAGUUUGAUGGCGACGGCGAUGAGGAGAUGGAGGAGGUGGGUCGUCGACAGUACGGCGCCGCUGAGGGUCAGGCGUUCAAGCCGACUUUCGAGAAGCCAACUCGGGCGGCCAAGAAGCAAAAGUCAACAGAAGAGGAUGACGAUGACGAUGAUGUGGUGAUAACUACCAACGGGGCGGGCAGCAACCCUGCCAUCCCCAACAUCACAUCCCUCGACUCCUCUCGAACCGUCUCAUCAACCGCAGGCGCCUGGUCCCGCGGUGAAACCCGCCGCAAGAAGAAGGGUCAGUCGGCAGCCAACGUCGGCGAGCUCGACCUCUCAUCCAACGUCAUCGUCGCCUCCUCCCGCAAGACAAAGAGCAAGUCCAAGCCCGACGAGGAAGCCUCAGAUGCCGAAUCCGACACUGACCAGCAUCUCCCCCUCGCGAUCCGCGACCAGGAGAUGGUGGCGCGUGCCUUUGCGGGCGAGGACGUUGUCGGCGAGUUUGAGCGCGAAAAGGCAGACGUUGCCGAAGAGGACGAUGACAAGGUCGUUGAUAAUACUCUCCCUGGUUGGGGCUCAUGGGUCGGUGACGGCGUGAGCGAAAAGGAGAAGAAGCGGCAUCAGGGCCGGUUCCUGACAAAGGUCGAGGGCAUCAAGAAGAAGGACCGUAAGGAUGCCAAGUUGGACAAGGUGAUAAUCAACGAGAAGCGGAUCAAAAAGAACGACCGCUACCUCGCCUCACAACUCCCUCACCCCUUCGAGUCCCGCCAGCAGUACGAGCGCUCCCUGCGUCUGCCCGUCGGCCCCGAGUGGAUGACAAAGGAGACGUUCCAGGAGAGCACCAAGCCUCGCGUGCUCAUGAAGCAGGGCAUCAUCGCGCCCAUGUCCAAGCCCACCAUCUGA